GCACCCUGGAUCACUUCGUUCUUCCACCCCUCAAGAAAGAAUUGGAGGGAAACUUUCCCGCCAAAAAACCAGUCUACAUCGGCGUUAACACCCUUGAUUCUUCUUCCCAAUAUUGUGGAUCGACUUUGUAGGCACAAGCUCAGAGCUCUAUCAAGUACUGAUUUGAUCAAUUUCGACCGGAGAUUUGAUAUGGAGGUCGAUCGUACGAUGUCCGUACGAUCGGCUGUGAAAUUCUCGGAGCACGUUGUAACAACGAGUAAAUUACUUCACAGAGACCCUCCAGCGUCGUCGAUUAAGCAGAGAAUCGUUAGAAUCACGCUAACUGAUCCCUAUGCUACCGAUUCCUCCAGCGAAGACGAAGAACGAGUCAUUAAGAGAGUGAAGAAGCACGUUUCGGUAAUCGAAUUUAGCACGCCGUCUCUGAAAUUCAAUAAAAGGAGUAGCGGAUCUGCAGAGAAGAAGUUCAGAGGUGUUCGUCGGAGGCCGUGGGGCCGAUGGGCGGCGGAGAUCCGUGAUCCGAAUAGGAGGAAAAGAGUUUGGCUAGGGACGUUUGAUUCACCUGAAGAAGCUGCGACGGUGUACGACGAUGCUGCCGUUAAAUUGAAAGGUCCCGCCGCCGUUACGAACUUUCCUCGUGUCACCGUUACAAAAACCGUAACUGUCGAUAAACAAAGCUUAACGACGACGACCACCACCACCACCAGUAGUAGCGGCAGCGAAGGAGUGUUGAACAACACCGCUAUGUCACCGACGUCCGUGCUCCGGGGUAACGCCGAGCAAACGCCGUUUGACAGGCUUGACUGCUUGGACAUGGAGUCUCUUGGAUUUGGUAUCGAUAUGCCGUUUGAUUUGCCGGAUUUUGUGGUGUCGGAGAAUUACUGCGGGGAGGAGUUCGGCGACUUUAACAUUGAUGAUUUUCUCGUUGACUUUCGAGAAAGUUAUUAAUUAAAUAUUGUAUAUUUUGUUAAUGUUUUUUUGUUUAAGUGUUAAUUUAUAGGAAGGCAUGGGCACUAUGGUAAAUUCGUUUCAAAGUGUAGUAUAAAAAUGAGUGUUAAUUUUGUAUAUGCAAAUUUUGUGUACCCCGAAUUUGAGGCAUAAUUUAGUAUAUUUAUAUAAUAUUAAUUUUAUAUUAUGUUUAA
Molecule: messenger RNA, 1139 nt
Organism: Lactuca sativa (garden lettuce)
Lineage: Eukaryota; Viridiplantae; Streptophyta; Magnoliopsida; Asterales; Asteraceae
Product: pathogenesis-related genes transcriptional activator PTI6
Biological process (GO): regulation of DNA-templated transcription
Molecular function (GO): DNA-binding transcription factor activity; DNA binding
Source: RefSeq, a predicted model, not a curated record